ACUCUUCUGAUACACGUAAUAACACAUACUCAAAACACUUUCACAUGCCUUGAAAGAUACGCUCGCCUGCUUGCUUCGAAGAAAAGUUGAUAUCCAAAGCUUUCAAGCUGCAAAAGGUGAAGCAUCGAAGCAAAGCAAACAAACCAAACUGCCCCAAAAUUCCCUAAAAAAGAUUCUCGCCACCUAUAACUAAUAAUCUGAUGUACAUGAGAUAUUUGAUAUAUUGUUUGGGAGGGUGUCCUGAAAUAUUGGAGAUUUAAUUCAGAGAAGGGAGUCCAGGCUCAACAGAACUAGGAGAUAUGGGCACUUUGAGUACCAGUCCUCUGCUUCCAAAAGAGCUAAGGCCUUCUUCACUCUACAGAGAACACCGAAGCUCUGUUCUUGUGUACCCAACAACAAGAAGAAAAUCCAAGAAAAGCCAAUCCUUGAACCCUGUUGCCAGGUUAUUUGGACCUGCUAUUUUUGAAGCAUCCAAGUUGCAGGUUGUUUUCUUAGGAGUUGAUGAGGAGAAGCAUCCAGGACAGCUACCUAGAGCCUAUACGUUUACACAUAGUGAUGUAACCUCAAAGCUCACUCUGGCUAUCUCUCAAACCAUAAAUAACUCUCAGAUACAGGGGUGGUACAGCAAAUUACAGAGAGAUGAAGUGGUUGCAGAAUGGAAGAAAGUGAAAGGAAAGAUGUCUCUUCAUGUUCACUGUCACAUAAGUGGUGGUCAUUUCCUAUUAGACUUGUGUGCUAGGCUCAGAUACUGGAUCUUCUGCAAAGAACUCCCUGUGGUGUUGAAGGCUUUCGUCUAUGCUGACGGAGGGUUGCUGAAUAACUAUCCAGAAUUACAGGAAGCUUUGGUUUGGGUAUAUUUUCACUCAAACAUUCCAGAAUUCAACAAGGUAGAAUGCUGGGGUCCACUUCAGGCUGCUGCUUCUCCUUCUAGCGGGAUCCAGAUGGAGAACAAGGAAAUCCCGGCCAGCAAUUGCUGGGAUAUGCCAAAACCAUGCCAAGAGGCCUGCUCAUGCUGCUUUCCACCCAUGAGCCUGAUUCCUUGGUCACAAUCUUUCUCCUCUGGCUCUAAGGAGAAUGAUGGAACGAAGCCCCAAGGCAAGAGCUUGCAGCAGCAGCAAAGCUGAGAUACCCUAUUUUUAUGGGUUUAAUCUCCAAGUGACUACUCCACGGAUGAUUGAUUAUGCAGGUGAUUUGUUGAAAAUGUAAAUAGUACACAGAAGCAGACGCCCGUGCCCCCCUAAUAGUGCAGCUAGAUACUAGAACAUAUAGCUUACCAAUUUUUUCUUUAUUUUGGGCCUUUGGGGAAUGUGAUGCUUGAAAACUUUGGUACAUAGUUCCAAUAUUUGUUAUGAAUGAAAGUAGUUCCAAUAUUUGUUAUGAAUAAAAGGAGCGAUGUUGUUAUUUUUCAAGU
Messenger RNA from Coffea arabica (coffee), 1411 nucleotides. RefSeq names its product protein STAY-GREEN 1, chloroplastic-like. Gene Ontology annotation, biological process: chlorophyll catabolic process. Lineage: Eukaryota; Viridiplantae; Streptophyta; Magnoliopsida; Gentianales; Rubiaceae. The record is from RefSeq and is a predicted model, not a curated record.